Messenger RNA from Canariomyces notabilis, 1380 nucleotides. RefSeq lists its product as uncharacterized. The transcript has a single exon. Lineage: Eukaryota; Fungi; Ascomycota; Sordariomycetes; Sordariales; Chaetomiaceae. The record is from RefSeq and is a predicted model, not a curated record. The coding region runs from base 399 to 1238 and encodes 279 amino acids.
CGUAGCUGUUUAGAAAGGGGCCUGGUUGCCGUCCGGGACGGACCCCUUUUGCCUCAAUACCAAUCCCUGCUUUAUAAGCCAGCGCCAGCUAUCACCAUGAUCGUCCACAUUAUACCGGGGACGGGCAGUGUGCCAAUCACGUUGUGAUGAGCAAACUGCCGAUGGCGAACUCCUCCCUGGUUACGCUGGCCAAUAUCACCGAAUGGCUGCCAGGGCCCGUGGCAAUUAUCCGCUACCCACAUUAGCCUCCGAAUGCUAUGCCCCUCCAAGCUCCAGGUAGAGACCCUCAUUAUAUAUUUCCUGAAUGCCAGCGGUGCGGAGUCAAGGUUCAGGACUAUACUUUGCUUUGUUGGCUACCACUCGUCUCCCACAGCAAACCAAAGUGACUCCAAGCCACGAUGCGCUCACUGGCAUAUCUCGCCCUUGGGGCCGUUGCGCCCCUGGUGUCAUCGGCCGCCGACUGCACGCGGGAAUUCCUCAAGACCAGCGCCGACAGCCUCGUUGCAGCACAAGCGGCGGGCGAUCCCAGCCUGCUGAAGCCCGUGGCGGCCACUCUCGACUACCGGGAGAACUUCUCCCCGGCGGCCUUUAAGACGGGCAUCCUGGCGACGCCCAUCAAGAUCGACCAUAGCCGGCACAGCCUCGACACGACGCAGUGCGCCACUUACACGGAGCUCGUCUCGGCCACGGGGAGCAAGCCGUACGUGCUGGGCGUGCAAAUGUACUUUACCGACGGCGCCAUCUCCAAGAUCGACACGCUCGUCACGACCACCGGCGACUGGCUCUUCAACGCCACGGGCACCCUGUACUGGGCCUCGCGCGAGGACUGGGGCACCAUCCCCGAGGCUGAGCGCGACUCGCGCGCCGUCAUCCAGGCGGCGGCUGAUGCGUACUGCGAUAUCUUUAGCAAUAAGAGCGUGGUUGUGCCGUGGGGACGCCCCUGUGCUCGGCUUGAGGGUGGGAUUUACACCGGUACUGGGGGGCCGAAUGAUAAGUGUGAUGUGGGCAUCCCGAGUGGUGUUGCGCUUGUUGACAGGCGGUAUGUCAUUGAUGAGACGGUGGGGGCUGUCUCGGUUUUCCUCAGCUUCUCGGGCAUCCCGGAUAGUCAUGAGUUCAGAGUGGAAAAGGGCAAGCUGCGCUUCGUGCAUACGAUUACCGUCAUGACGGCCCGUCAGGGCAAGGGCAAGGGCAGGCGGAGGGCUGUUCUGCCGGACCGUGGUAGGCAGGAGGAGGAUUGAGCUCAUGGAGAUCUGGUAGAGGUGGUUAGGGGAAACGAAAUGGAAAAGGUAGGAGGAAGAUAAAAGAAGAAGUACAUGUAAGAAACGGAUGUGAAAGUAAACAGGGGUUAAGUAGCAAAUUUGACCUCACUAUCGAGUACUA